Molecule: messenger RNA, 2602 nt
Organism: Solanum dulcamara
Lineage: Eukaryota; Viridiplantae; Streptophyta; Magnoliopsida; Solanales; Solanaceae
Exons: 13
Coding region: 82-834 (250 amino acids)
Source: RefSeq, a predicted model, not a curated record
CAUAAAUCGCAGAAACUCUCUCUCUCUCUCUCUAAAGCAUAAUCUUUCCAUUUUUCCAUAGAUCAAUGGGCUGAACCUCAAAUGGGGUUAAUACCACCAUCAAAUCUACAGAUAAAUGAAAUUCAUUGCUAUUUUAGAGAUGAAUUAACUCUGUCCAUCUUGAUGCAGGUGAUACUGAGAUUCCAGAGCUGGGUUAUGACAGGAAAGAGGCUAGAUGUACCCAUGAAUUGGUUUGUUAUCGAAGGAACACCCAGAAAAUCUCACAGUCAUUGUCAUGUUCUACACCAUGCUGCAGAUGAGCAAAUUCGUUUGGAAGAAUUGCGUGAUAAGGUGAUACUGAGAUUCCAGAGCUGGGUUAUGACAGGAAAGAGGCUAGAUGUACCCAUGACUUGGUUUGUUAUCGAAGGAACACCCAGAAAAUCUCACAGUCAUUGUCAUGUUCUACACCAUGCUGCAGAUGAGCAAAUUCGUUUGGAAGAAUUGCGUGAUAAGGUGAUACUGAGAUUCCAGAGCUGGGUUAUGACAGGAAAGAGGCUAGAUGUACCCAUGACUUGGUUUGUUAUCGAAGGAACACCCAGAAAAUCUCACAGUCAUUGUCAUGUUCUACACCAUGCUGCAGAUGAGCAAAUUCGUUUGGAAGAAUUGCGUGAUAAGGUGAUACUGAGAUUCCAGAGCUGGGUUAUGACAGGAAAGAGGCUAGAUGUACCCAUGACUUGGUUUGUUAUCGAAGGAACACCCAGAAAAUCUCACAGGUGUUACUUUCCGAGAAUCAUGGAAGUGAAUCCGUCACCAAUUAUGCCUCCUGCUGAAACACAACCUUCAGUCCAAAUCUAGGUUGAGCACCCGAAUUUGGCAAUAUCCAUCCAGUAUGGAAUUUCUAGUUUACUUGUUUCUAACAACCUUGCUCCGGUCAGAUGAAGAUCUGCGUUGCUGAUUCGACAUUCAUCUCUAAGUCAGCAUAGGUUGCCACCUCAGAAAUACAAACCUACAAGUGAUAAACCAAAGAUGAGAAGUAUAAUUUUAUGUGAGACAUGUUUAGUAGUUCGUGGACAUGCUUUGUUUGAUGGACCGAAAGUUCAAUUCAAAUAUGAUAAACACGGAUCAUAUGCAAAGAUUGCAAAUUGGGGUAUCCUUUUGGUGGAAAAAUACAGGACAAAGUCCAUAUUUUCCUCUAAUUCCAGUAAAACACUGAAAAAUUUAAUAGGACUAUAAUAUUUUUUUAUGUAGGUACCCUUUUUCAUGGAUAAAGAAAACACUUCUGGUGUACUAAGGACCGAAGUCAUCAUCAUACCAAGGGAAAAUCCAAGGGACUGGGUUCGUCCUACCUCAGAUUUUCCACUGGGGGUUGAUUCAUCUAUAAACAGGAUGCAUGACAGAGACAAAGCUGGUGCUAAGCCCAAGUUAGAGCCUGAAGAGAUGCAUCAUGUUAAUUUUGGCGAUGAUUAACAUGAUGGCGAUGAUAAGGAUGUGGAUGGCAUAAUGCCGAAGCUCCAACGUGCUGAUUACUACAUAGUUCCUCCUAUGGAGGAGUUGAUAUCAAAGGAGAAGGAAGAAGCUGGUUUUUGUUGCCACGUGAAGGACUUUGUGGUAGGAAGACAUGGGUAUGGAAGCAUCAAGUUCUAUGUCCGGAAGCUUGAUCUUGAUUCUGCUAUCAAUUUCAACUGUCGUGAGAUGCAUCAACAAAUCGACUGGGAAGGAGUACAGAGAUGGACCAAUGGUCAAUAAGUAUAGAGGCUUAUUAAGAAAACAGUAGAGCAAGAUGCAAAAAUUGUUUUUUAUGAUCCAGUGGAAGUGGAAAUUUAGGGUGUCACACUUCUAAUUGUGAGUUCAAAUUUUCAUUUCUAAAAGCUCAUUUGAGGCAAGUUGAUUCUGUCACACGAGUAGUAUUCUCAGGAUUUUCUAGCUUAUGUGGAAUGUGUAGUAGUAAGUCUUCCACCUUCUCCUCGUCCAUGAACAUUAGGGUGGGGACCAUUAGACUUUCAAAUAAUUUUAUAAAGAUGCGCUCAGUCCAAUAAAUUAGUAAUUAAUAUUUGUAAUAUAUAUUAUCUUUCUUUUAUAUGAUACAGAUAAUCUUUUCAUUUUGUUUUGUAAAAUUUAAAAUUUUGGGCCCUUUUUUUAAUAUAAAAUAUAGAUUUAUCCGUGUAAUUCCAUAUAGGUUUCAUUGAAAUUUGUCUACUUAGCUUUGGGAUGUUAGGCAGCUGCAUUUCUUUAGGUCCCUUGUUGGAUGAUCUCUGGUGAAAGACAGCCUUCUCGAAUAAGGAGUCUAUCUGAAAACUAUUUUGCAGCAAGAUUUAGCUUUCUGUGAUAAGGAAACCAAUAUGGGAGAGGUGGUGGGGCGCAUGUCUGGUGACGCUGUUCUUAAACAAGACGCAAUGGGCGAGUAGGGAAAUUUGUACAGCUGAUAUCAACGUUCUUUGCGGGCUUUGUCAUUGCAUUUACUAAAGGCUGGCUUCUCACACUUGUUAAGUUAUCCAUCAUUCCUCUACUUGUCAUCUUUGCUGGAGUGAUGUCCCUCAUCCUAUCUAGGAUGGAGUCCCGUGGAUAAGAUGCUUAUGCCAAAGCAGCAACGGUGGUUGAACAGACAAUUGGCUCCUUUAAAAUG